This is a messenger RNA of Penicillium concentricum, 1428 nucleotides long. RefSeq names its product WD repeat WDR12/YTM1 family ribosome biogenesis protein. Bases 1 to 1428 code for a protein of 475 amino acids. Lineage: Eukaryota; Fungi; Ascomycota; Eurotiomycetes; Eurotiales; Aspergillaceae. The record is from RefSeq and is a predicted model, not a curated record. Gene Ontology annotation, molecular function: protein binding. The transcript is spliced from 3 exons. Gene Ontology annotation, biological process: ribosome biogenesis. Gene Ontology annotation, cellular component: preribosome, large subunit precursor.
AUGAGUGAAGAUUUGGUCACUUCUGCUGCGGCAGACUCUGCGCAGAGACAAGUUCGAGUGCAGCUUAUCAGUCAGCAGGAGGAUAUUGCUCUGCCUGAAAGCACCGGCCCAAUUCUUGUUCCUACUGGACUUCGACGAUAUGCGCUGUCGACACUUGUGAACAACCUUCUUUCAAGCGAAAAGCCCAUUCCAUUUGAGUUUUUGAUCAAUGGAACUUUUUUGCGAACCUCGAUUGAUGAAUAUUUGGUCGACAACGGUAUCUCUGCUGAGACGACCCUCGAGAUUGAAUAUCACGAUGACUGGGUUAGCGCGACAGACGUCCUUUCCACGACUUCACCUGCUGCAUCCUGGGCCUCAGGUGCGACUUUCACCCCGGGCCAGGAAAGAAUUCUAUCAGGAAGUUAUGAUGGUCUGCUUCGGAUCUGGAAUAUGUCGUCUGAGACUAUCGCAACCUCUCCUGCCGCCGCCGAUGGUGGCCACACCGCCUCUAUCAGAGCCGCUAAGUUCGUUUCCCCGAACCAGAUCGCAUCGGCAGGUCUUGAUCGCACGGUCCGAUUGUGGAAGUAUACCGAGGGUGAGGGUGGUUUCACUGGAAAAAUUUCUCCUCAGCUAGAGCUGUACGGUCACAAGGCUGGAAUCGAGUCACUAGCAGUUCACGCCAAGUCCAACCGUCUGUUGACUGGUUCGGCAGACAACAACGUUGGAUUCUGGUCAACUAAGAAGGCUGAUGCUCCGGCAGCACCUGAGAACUUGCUUCCUUCCAGCAAUGCUCGGAACACGAAGCGUCGCAAGCUGAACACAUCCGUCAGCACACCACAGCGUGGUCCUCUGGCCCUUCUGUCAGCUCACACAGCACCAGUCUCUGCUGCUAUUUUCGAUGGAAAAGAUGCCACCGUUGGCUACUCCGCCUCAUGGGAUCACUCCCUGCGGACCUGGGAUUUGGUCACUGGUGCUCUGGUUGAUACUCGCACCACAUCACACUCGCUCCUCUCGCUUGAGCACCUCCCCGAACUCAGCCUCUUGGCUGCCGGUACUGCCGCUCGCCAUAUCACUCUGAUUGAUCCCCGUGCAUCUGCCACGACUGUGGCUGCCAUGACUCUCCGAGGCCACACCAACGCUGUUGUGAGCUUGGCCCGUGACCCCCACAGUACAUAUGGUCUCAUUAGCGGUAGCCACGACGGCACGUGCAGAAUUUGGGAUAUCCGGUCCACCAAGACCGACAAGGAAGGUGUUGUUGGCGAGAGUGUUUACUCGAUUACCCGGAAGAGCCUCGAGGAGGAGGGUAAGUCAGAUAGCAAGCGGGUUGGUGGUGAAGGUGUCAAGGUGUUCAGCGUGUGCUGGGACAAGACGGUGGGCAUUGUCAGCGCGGGUGAGGAUAAGCGGAUCCAAAUCAACCGCGGCGAAGGCGUGCUGUCUUCGCAGGCAUGA